CAUCUUCAGCGAUACCUACGUCAUCCUUGGCCUCAGAUCAAAGCUGCGCCAACCGUCUUAUCCCGCGAGCAAGCUCACGGGCGGUGACUCGACCCGGAAUCCUUCGACAUCCACACGCCCUCUCUUUACCCAUCGCCGCCGAGAGAUCGGAACGUACACCGAGAGAGUGAGAGAUUGGAGAGAUGGGAUACAUUCUCCGAGCUCUCCGGCGCUCCAAGCCCUUUCUCCAGUCCAACCUCUCUCGCCUUAGGCUUCCGUCCCCCAAAAACCCUACCUCAUUCCGGUACAUCUCCUCCACCCCGGAUCUCCAAAAGCCCGAGUCCUCCGCCGAGGUGGCGGCGGAGGAAGCACCGGCGCCGCGGACGCCUGUCGGCGGAGCUCGGAUUCACUUCCUCAAGCCCGACGACGCCGUCGAGGUCUUCGUUGAUGGGUACCCUGUCAAGAUCCCCAAGGGCAUGACCGUCCUCCAGGCCUGCGAGGUCGCCGGCGUCGACAUCCCCCGUUUCUGCUACCACAGCCGCCUCUCGAUCGCUGGAAACUGCCGCAUGUGCCUCGUCGAGGUCGAGAAGUCUCCCAAGCCCGUCGCUUCUUGUGCCAUGCCGGCCCUUCCAGGGAUGAAGAUUAAGACGAAUACACCGGUGGCCAAGAAGGCGAGGGAAGGGGUGAUGGAGUUCCUGCUGAUGAACCAUCCGCUGGAUUGUCCGAUCUGUGAUCAGGGAGGGGAGUGCGACCUUCAGGACCAGUCGAUGGCCUUUGGGUCCGACCGUGGUCGGUUCACGGAGAUGAAAAGGUCGGUUGUUGAUAAGAACUUGGGCCCUUUGGUGAAGACGGUGAUGACUCGAUGCAUCCAAUGCACAAGGUGUGUGAGAUUUGCUACUGAGAUAGCUGGUGUUCAGGACCUUGGCAUGCUAGGUCGUGGUAGUGGAGAGGAAAUUGGGACAUAUGUAGAGAAACUUAUGACAAGCGAGCUCUCUGGAAAUGUGAUAGAUAUCUGCCCGGUGGGAGCUCUCACUUCUAAACCAUUUGCUUUCAAAGCUAGAAACUGGGAGUUAAAGGGUACGGAGAGUAUUGAUGUCACUGAUGCAGUUGGGUCAAACAUAAGAAUCGAUUGUAGAGGUCCUGAAGUCAUGCGCAUCCUUCCACGUCUGAAUGAGGAUAUUAAUGAGGAAUGGAUAUCUGACAAAACGCGAUUUUGUUAUGAUGGCCUUAAGAGACAAAGAUUAAGUGACCCUAUGAUUCGUGGUCCUGAUGGACGAUUUAAGGCAGUAACUUGGCGCGAUGCCCUUGCUGUGGUUGCUGAGGUUGCAUAUCAAGUUAAACCUGAGGAAAUUGUUGGAAUUGCUGGCCAGCUUUCUGAUGCUGAAUCAAUGAUGGCACUGAAAGAUUUCUUGAACAAAAUGGGUUCAAAUAAAGUAUUAUGCGAAGGGAAUGGCUUAAGUCCUCAAGCAGACCUACGCUCUGGUUACCUUCUGAACACAAGUAUUGCUGGUCUUGAAAAGGCAGAUUGUUUCCUCUUGGUUGGUACUCAGCCAAGAGUAGAAGCUCCCAUGGUAAAUGCUAGAAUACGGAAGACAGUUAGAGCAACUCAAGCAAAGGUGGCCUACAUUGGCCCCCCAUCCGACUUCAACUAUGACCACCAGCAUCUGGGUACAGGUCCCCAGACCCUCAUUGAGAUUGCUGAAGGCCGUCAUCCUUUUUGCUCAGCACUACUGUCUGCGAAGAACCCAGCCAUUAUAGUUGGGGCUGGAUUGUUCGAACGCAAGGACAAGGAUGCCAUAUUUUCAGCUGUUGAAACCAUAGCAAAGUUUGGUAAAGUCAUAAGACCUGACUGGAACGGCCUCAGUGUCCUACUCCUUAAUGCUGCUCAAGCUGCUGCACUCGACCUUGGCCUCAUAUCCAAUCCCACUGACAGCAUCCAAUCUGCAAAAUUCCUAUAUCUGAUGGGAGCAGAUGAUGUGAGCUUAGAAAAGCUUCCAGAUGAUGCAUUUGUAGUUUAUCAGGGACACCAUGGUGACCGCAGUGUUCACCGAGCCAAUGUCAUUUUCCCUUCUGCGGCAUUCAGCGAGAAAGAAGGCACAUAUGAGAACACUGAAGGUUGUUCACAGUGGACGGUCCCAGCAGUUCCCACGGUUGGUGAUGCAAGGGAUGAUUGGAAGAUCAUUCGGGCACUUUCGGAGGUGGCUGGGGUCCGGCUGCCUUAUGAUAACCUUGGAGCUGUAAGGGCCCGCAUAAGGAUGGUUGCCCCCAAUCUACUGCAUGUGGAUGAGAGGGAGCAAUCAACUGUUUCUGCAGCGUUGAAGCCAGAGUUCCACCAACAGAUUAGUUUAUCUCCGUUUGGCACUGCUGUGGAGAACUUCUACAUGACAGAUUCAAUCUCUAGAGCUUCGAAGAUUAUGGCACAAUGCAGCUCGGCGCUGUUGAAGAAGUGAAUUUAGUUUUUUAGGGGUCACUGCUGGUCCGACACGCCAGAUACUUUCGGCUGUCUUAUCCAUGCUGUGCUUAUAAAAGGCGGCCAAAUUAUACUAUGUUCUCCCUGUUUUGCAAUGUGAAAAGGCAGAGCCACUGAAUAAGCUAAAGGCUAUUUCUGAGAUAGCACACUCCAGUCAGAAACUGUGCUUUGUGUUCUAUUAUCCUUGUUGGCUGAUCUUUGUCGACGCAGAAGAAUUGGGACUCUUUUCUAUGUAUGAAAUCACUAAUUUUCUUAAAAAAAUACAGAUUUUGAGCAAGGGAAAUGGCG
This is a messenger RNA of Elaeis guineensis (African oil palm), 2737 nucleotides long. RefSeq names its product NADH dehydrogenase [ubiquinone] iron-sulfur protein 1, mitochondrial. Gene Ontology annotation, molecular function: iron-sulfur cluster binding; NADH dehydrogenase (ubiquinone) activity. The record is from RefSeq and is a predicted model, not a curated record. Lineage: Eukaryota; Viridiplantae; Streptophyta; Magnoliopsida; Arecales; Arecaceae. Gene Ontology annotation, cellular component: membrane. Gene Ontology annotation, biological process: ATP synthesis coupled electron transport.